Carica papaya (papaya) is the source of this 2516-nucleotide messenger RNA. RefSeq names its product ubiquitin domain-containing protein DSK2a-like. Gene Ontology annotation, cellular component: cytosol. Gene Ontology annotation, biological process: ubiquitin-dependent protein catabolic process. Gene Ontology annotation, molecular function: polyubiquitin modification-dependent protein binding. The record is from RefSeq and is a predicted model, not a curated record. NCBI's taxonomy places the organism in Eukaryota, Viridiplantae, Streptophyta, Magnoliopsida, Brassicales, Caricaceae.
CCUUCCCGGCUGAGGUGGGUUCAAGUAACCGCCGAUUCUUUUUCUUUUCUUUUAAUUUAAAUUAAUUUAUGAUUGCUCGUCCUUCUAUGCUAUUCCACCUCCAUUUCCGAUUUAAUCCAUCUUCUCUGUUUCUCUCUGGGGUUAGGGUUUCGUUUCCCAGGAGUCCGUUUUCUUUACCUGCGUUGACGUUCUUGCUAUAUUAGUCGUUUUAAUUCUAGAUAAUACAUUUUACUUUUCAUUUCUUUCGAGAGAGUGAAGAAAGAAGCCUCCCGGCGUUGGGAGGGUGGAAGAGAGAGUCGGAAAGUAUGGGUGGAGGAGAUGGUGAUCCCGGUUGUGCUGCUUCCCGCGUAGACGAGGAGGUCAAUGAUUCCAACUGCCGUGAUGGAGUCACUGUUAACAUCCGGUGCUCCAGCGGCUCCAGGUUCUCCGUUCAGAUUAAGCUGGAAUCUUCCGUUGAAUUUUUCAAAGCGGUUCUUGCUGAAAAGUGCGACGUACCUGCUGAUCAACAGCGCUUAAUUUACAAGGGCCGCAUCUUGAAGGAUGAUCAAACUCUCCUAAGCUAUGGAUUGGAAGCAGAUCAUACCGUCCACUUAGUUCGUGGCUUUUCAUCAGCAGCAGCAGCCAAUACAGGUACUGGAACCAACACUGGAGCUUCAAAUACCACUCAAAGUAACACAACAACUGUUGAUUCAAAUGAUAGCGGGCAUCUUGGAGGAUCCGGUUUUGCCUCUUCUUUGUUUCCUGGAAUUGGUAUGGAUGGCUUAGGCAGUAAUCAAGGUUUAUUUGGAACUGGACUUCCAGGGUUUGAACAAGUGCAGCAACAGUUGAUCAGAAAUCCCAAUAUUAUCAGAGAAAUAAUGAAUAUGCCCAUUGUUCAGAACCUAAUGAAUAACCCUGAUGUAAUGCGAAACUUGAUUAUGAACAAUCCUCAAAUGCGAGAAAUCAUUGAUCGGAAUCCUGAGCUCGCUCCCAUACUUAAUGAUCCAAGCACCCUUCGUCAAACUCUUGAAGCUGCUAGAAACCCAGAGCUUAUGCGUGAAAUGAUGCGUAAUACUGAUAGAGCUAUGAGCAAUAUCGAGUCAUCUCCAGAGGGAUUCAAUAUGCUCAGGCGCAUGUAUGAAACUGUACAAGAGCCAUUUCUAAAUGCAACGACAGUGGGUGCGAAUACUGGACAUGAUAACUUAAACCAGUUUCCUGCACUUUUGGGAGCACGAGGUGGUAACCAGGCUAGAGAUGGAUCCACCAACCAGCCAACAACUGCCUCCGAAACCACUACUGAGUCUCCUGCUCCAAACACUAACCCACUUCCCAAUCCUUGGACAUCUGCUGGUGCAGGUGGAGGUGCUCAAACUAACACAGCAAGAUCAGAUCCUGUUGGGAAUACCAGGCCUCAAGUGCCUGCUGGGUUAGGAGGACUUGGUCUCCCAGACUUUGAAGGGAUGUUGGGUGGUACACAGGAUCCCAAUUUACUUAAUCAGUUGAUGCAAAAUCCAGCUAUUACACAAAUGAUGCAAAGCUUUCUUUCCAACCCUCAAUACAUGAACCAGAUUCUUGGUCUUAAUCCCCAACUUCGCAGCAUGUUUGAUUCCAAUUCUCAACUGAGGGAGAUGAUGCAAAAUCCAGAAUAUCUACGGCAGUUGACUUCUCCUGAGACAAUGCAGCAACUAUUGAUCUACCAGCAGUCUCUUCUAUCUCAGCUUGUUGGUCAACAAUCAACCCAGGAAUCUGGCCGGGCUGGUGGAAGCACAGGGACUCCCAACAACACUGGUUUAGAAAUGUUGAUGAGGAUGUUUGGUGCACUUGGAGCUGGCAGCCUAGCUGCUCCCAGCAGAUCUGAUGUGCCUCCGGAACAACUAUAUGCCACCCAGAUGUCACAGCUUCAAGAAAUGGGUUUCUUUGACACUCAGGAGAAUAUCCAGGCAUUGAUUGCGACUUCAGGGAAUGUACAUGCUGCAGUGGAGAGACUUUUGGGGAAUUCCAGCCAUUAACUUCUUACCAUGUAUGUUUUUCUUAAUGUCCUUUGUGUGGAAAUCGGUCAGUUUGCACCUUGGUUGCAUCCAGGCACCAUUUCGGGUCUGAAUAAAAGUUCAAAUAUGAUUUUAAAGGCUGCUGCUGCGAACUUGUUAGUAUCUUCAUGGGGAUUAUUGGUGCGUGCAGCUGCAUCCCGUACAUACUUCGUACGAUAAAAAAUUUGUUAUAUGAAUGGUUUAGUGUUUGGAUUUUCUAACCUUUUUUCUUUCUUAAUUUCGAAAUCUUAAUAUGUUGUGAAAUGUGGACUUUUACACGGGUGGCAUGUGUCUCCAUCAGCGUGCCAAUUGUAAGGCUUUCUUUUCUGUUCAUUGUAGGUUCGUUUUUGUAUAUUUUGUUCUUAGCUCUGCCAGGUUUUCAUAUGGGGUCUUGUACCCUAAUCGGUUGCUCCACCGUCCGCAGAGAUGUUUUGCCAGCCCCUGGCGUCCAUUAUGUUAUAUAUCUAUAUAUAUACUGUUGGAUCUAGGUGGGAUUGCCCACCUGUGCGA